Camellia sinensis is the source of this 867-nucleotide messenger RNA. RefSeq lists its product as uncharacterized. Lineage: Eukaryota; Viridiplantae; Streptophyta; Magnoliopsida; Ericales; Theaceae. The record is from RefSeq and is a predicted model, not a curated record.
CCGGAAAGAGUCCACCAAACAAACACACCCAUUAAGCCCACCGCUCUUAUCGUCUCCCCUCUCUCUCUACACUCGAAACACAGAGAGAGAGAGAGAGACGAUCAGAGCUCGACCUUUUAGGUGAACUGUUUUGUUGUUGGGGAGGUGAAGAGCCGAGAAUGGUGGGUAUCUUCUCUAGAUUUUCUGUCAACAGAAAUAUUCACCGACGAACCCAAAGUGCAAUUGAUGAGAGGGAAGUUUUGCCCUCUAAUUCAGAGGUUCCAGGUGCAGCUACAGUUAUUACUGGUGCUGCAGUAACUGCUGCUCAUGGGAUUGAAGUUGCAGUUGAGUUUAAACCCCUUGAACACCCAACUGAGCCUCUUGACAAUGAUCGACCGAUUCUGUGCCCACUGCCUGAACCUUCUAUUCUUAAUGACGGACGAAUAUGGAAGGAGCGAGUAUCUGCAGGAACAGGGGUGCGGAGGAGGGCCGAUUUGCCAGUUUUGCAGGAGGGGACCCCCAUGGAAUCUGAGUCUGUGGGACCCAAACCACGGCGCCCAUCUAACCGCAUGAUUCUACCAUCUAUCAGUGCUCCUGAACAUAACAUCCUUCAACUGCUUGAAGAAUGUAAUGCAUCUGGCAUCUAAAGUCACAUGUUGCCAGUUCAUAAUUGGAAGUUUUUGCUAUCAUAAUUGUUGUAUAAAGUUCACAAUCUUUUUUAUCUUUUUAAUUUCUUUUUUCUUCCAGUUUCUCUUUUCAUCUGUCUUCAACCAGUUGCUUGAGAAUAUGUAUUUCCAAAUGGAAUUUUUUUGAAAUCACACAAUAUGUAUGUAUACAUUUGACAGAUGAUUGAAAUAUGAAUUAGCUGGUACAGUGCAAUGUUGUCAA